UGGACGCAGCAAAUGACACGAUAGACGCACGCGGCUAAAGCUAAUAGAAAUGGUAAAAAGGUGUUGUUGGGGCAACUGCAAUACAGAUACACGCUAUCCCGAUCGGCUGGAGGGAAAUGUCGUUUUUAUUCCUUUCCCUAAACCCAAAUCUAACCUGGAGAAAUGUCUGCUGUGGAUUAAACUUUGUGGAAGACCACAUUAUCAGCUCAACACAGAAACUAUCAACAAGCACACGUACAUCUGCUCAAAGCACUUCAUCAAUGGAGGGCCAAGUGAGACUUGUCCCAACCCCAUGGACGCGAGGAGCAAGAUAGUAACCAUGUGCACAGCUGAUCCACCAGAACGAGAGACCACUCAGGAGGAUACAGAGGGCUGGACUAUAAAGGAAGAAGGUGAAACUCCAGAAGUGUUCACAAGAGAACUCAAAAUGGAACCACAAACAGAGGUACAAACAAGGACAGAAAUCAAACAAGAGGACAGUGGUGCAGAAAACAAGGAAGAGAUCCUAAGAGGUAUUGUGGAAAAACAGCAGCAAGCGAUUGAGGCUCUGAAAGGACAAAUAAGAGAUCAACACUCAACACCUCUUACAAACUCACCGGAUAUUGUCUGGCUCACUCCUGAAGUCAUAAAUAACAGCUCUAUUCCCAAUUUCUUUGAGUACUGUACGGGGUUUACAUACUGCCAGUAUAAUGACCUCUGUGCAUUCCUGGGAGUACCCAGUAGUGCCCACGCUCCGCAGCAUGAUGCCCCACUUGUAUUUACCAGAUCCACCAAUUCAAGUAAGAGCAUGCCCUUGCGUCUGCAGCUUUUGCUGGUUCUCAUGAAACUGCGGAAUAACUUCGACAUGAAAGACCUUGCUUUCAGAUUUCAAACUGAUUGUCAGAGCGUUAGCAUUAUUUUUGGCUCCUGGAUCGAUUACAUGUAUGACAAGUUGGGUCAAGUGGCAACAUGGCCUCACAGAGACAUUAUAGCUUCACAGAUGCCUGCUGAAUACAAACAGGAAUUUCCGACAACAUUUGCAAAUUUGGCAUUUGUAGAACUGAAAAUUGAUGAGGAAACGUCUCUCGUGUUACAAGGUCAGAGUUGUUCAGACUACAAGUCUUCAAAUAAACUGAAGGGCCUUGUAGCUUGUGAUCCCCAUGGGUCUGUCAUGUUUGCAUCCGCCCUGUACUCAGGAUCUGUUUCUGACAAGGAAAUAUUCAGUCGGUGCCAAAUUAUUUCACUACUGGAAAAUUUGAUCAAGUGUGGACACCUUCAUAAAGGGGAUGGAAUUAUGGUCAACAAAUGUUUCCUCAUCAAGACAGAGGUGGAAGAACUGGGACUAAAACUUAACAUACCACCCAUCGCAGAAUCCAAUGCACAGAUGACUGCUGUGGAUAGAAGAAAAAUGAAGAAAAAAAUGAAGUCCAGGCUGCCUGUUACAAGAGCAAUCGCUAAAAUAAAGAAGUUCAAGAUUGUGUCAAACAGAGUCCUCAACACAAGGCUCAAGAAUAUUAAUGAAAUUUGGUCUGUAGUAUGCAUGUUGUCCAACUUUCAGUCCCACACGAUUUAAAGUCUGACCCAUAACAGCGUCUCUCCACCACAGUACCUACGUUAAGGUGGUAAAGGCAUUGUCUGCCAUAAAGAAUUUUGACCCACAAUAUUGAUUUUUUUUCAUCCUAUUAUAUAUGGUGUGACGACACAGAAGUGUCAAGAAGAAAUUUUAGUCACUUGCUGUCUUGCUAAUAAAG
Lampris incognitus (smalleye Pacific opah) is the source of this 1730-nucleotide messenger RNA. RefSeq lists its product as uncharacterized. The transcript has 4 exons. The record is from RefSeq and is a predicted model, not a curated record. The coding region runs from base 50 to 1552 and encodes 500 amino acids. NCBI's taxonomy places the organism in Eukaryota, Metazoa, Chordata, Actinopteri, Lampriformes, Lampridae.